This is a messenger RNA of Cucurbitaria berberidis CBS 394.84, 909 nucleotides long. RefSeq lists its product as uncharacterized. The record is from RefSeq and is a predicted model, not a curated record. The annotation marks the transcript as partial. The transcript is spliced from 3 exons. Lineage: Eukaryota; Fungi; Ascomycota; Dothideomycetes; Pleosporales; Cucurbitariaceae.
AUGGAAAUCGAAGCCCCUACCUUCAACUCAUUGAACAAGCCGCAGAAGCGAGCUCUGAUUCUACGAGAUCAGCUUCGCUACACAGAGCCACGUCACCUAGACACCUUUAUUGAAGGUAUCACUGACGACGAGCCGCCGACUUAUAGGAAGAUCAACGGCAAGGUCGUGCCUACUCUCACCCUCGUUACCAUCAAGGACACAGCAACUCGAUUCGACCUUGGAAAUGUGUUCUUCCCAGAGGAAGAUAAUGCUGUGCAUCGAGUAUACUUGACGGUAGAGGAUGGCCAGUUCGAGAUGCGCACAGAAGUGCCUUUGCCCAAAAAUGACGCAAACCUCGAGUCAGUUCCCAUCCAUGGAUUUAUCGCUGGCGGCAUGGUGCAGAUGUUCAAGGAGAAGUUCCAGGCAAUCUUCGCUAGGAAGGAUAAGAUCAACGAUGCCAGACGGGCCGCUUACAAUAAGCCGCAGCAGCCGCCCGUGAAAUUCCACGAAGGGGAGACACUUGCUAGGCUUGACCCUGCAAAGGCUGAGCAGAAUGGAGAGGCCUCUCAAGGCGAAAAGCGCAAAUUGGGCGACCCUGUGGUCAAACAUGUCGCGAACAAGCGGAAGCGCACAGGCCUCGACACCAUUCCCAACGAUAUGAAGAGCGCGACCUUCAACACUAUCCCACAACAUAUCAAAGUGGAUCUAUUCAACAACAUAGUGAUGACUGCAUUUCCCAACUUCGACAACUUAAUGGUUGCAGCCUGGAACGUGGUGUCUGUUUACUCGAACUUCGGAACAGACUUCCCUGAUCUCCAUAGCUCUAUCGUCGAUUUGAAACACGUGCUUGUAGAUUUCGAUGAAGCUUUUGCAAUGCGUGGAGAUCGGACAGAGCCUAGGUAUCGCCAUGACUUUCACCCUGCUUCGCGA